GGAGGCGUGAACGAGCGCAGUGAAGCGCUCACGAGUUUUUCACCUUUUACUUGCACAAAAAACGUCCAGCUGAACCGGGCAGCGUCUCGUGCGCUCAGUUUGUCAGUUUGGAGAGGUAGUGCAAUCCUCGGCAGUGUACUGAGACUGCACUAACUACUCCUGUCAGUAGGCUACUGGACAUAUCUGGAGAAUGGACAUUACGGAGACGAGAUCAUAAAUAAAAACAUCGCACCUGUGACGAAAUUCGCGUUUAAAAGUUUUUCGGAAAGUGAAUUUAAUUUGACGCAGGAGAAAAUCUUACGGUUGUCGUCUGCGUUAAUCCAUAAUGACAGCCGAGAAGGAGAAAAAGAGGCAUCCAUCAGAAAGGCGCAAGGAAAAGUCUCGUGAUGCAGCACGCUGCAGGCGCAGUAAGGAGACGGAGGUAUUUUAUGAACUAGCUCACCAGCUCCCGUUACCCCACAGCAUCAGCUCACACCUGGAUAAAGCCUCCAUCAUGAGACUAGCCAUCAGUUUUCUGCGAACACGCAAGCUUUUCAACUCAGGCCGCAGAGUUCAACAAACUCGGUCAAGGGAUGACAGCCAGAUGGACAGUCUAUAUCUGAAGUCUCUGGAAGGCUUUGUUGCCGUGGUAACAUCAGAUGGGGACAUGAUAUUCCUGUCGGAAAAUGUCAGUAAAUACAUGGGACUUACACAAGUGGAAUUGACGGGUCACAGCAUCUUUGACUUUACACAUCCUUGUGAUCACGAAGAAAUUAGAGAAAAUCUCAGCAUUAAAUCUGGACCUGCGUAUGGCAGAAGAGGUAAAGAUAUGAGCCCAGAAAGAGAUUUCUUUAUGAGGAUGAAGUGUACGGUCACCAAUAGAGGUCGCACUGUCAACCUCAAGUCAGCCACGUGGAAGGUGUUGCAUUGCACGGGGCACCUGCAAGUGUGCAGCAGCCACCCACCUCAAGUCCUGUGUGGAUUUUCAGAACCGCCCCUCACAUGCGUUACUAUGCUGUGUGCACCAAUCCCACACCCCUCAACUGUGGACACACCCCUCGACAGCAAGACGUUUAUGAGCAGACACAGUAUGGACAUGAGGUUUAUCUACUGCGAUGAAAGAGUAAGCAGUUUGAUUGGCUAUAGACCAGAGGAACUUCUCGGGCGUUCUGUGUAUGAGUUCUGCUAUGCUUUGGACUCUGAAAGCAUGACAAGGAGCCACCAAAAUCUUUGUAAUAAGGGUCAAGUGGUGAGUGGCCAGUACAGAAUGUUAGCCAAACAUGGAGGCUACGUUUGGGUGGAGACUCAGGCAACUGUCAUCUACAACAGUCGCAACUCCCAACCACAGUGCAUCAUCUGCAUCAACUACAUCCUGAGUUCUGUCGAAGAGCAAUCUGUGAUCUUCUCCAUGGAUCAGACCGAGUCUCUGUUCAAGCCGUACCACAUGCGUAACACCGAAGAACUGUUCAGUCAGGGUGGAGCAGACUCCGUUUUCGGACCUCAGGACCUUUUCGCUAAGCUCAAGUCAGAGCCUGAAGAGCUAGCCCAGUUAGCACCCAUGCCAGGAGAUGCCGUCAUUGCCCUGGACUUUGAAAGGCCACAGUUUGAAGAACCGGCUUUCUUACACGAGUCUACGAAGAUGCCUGUGGUCAGGCAACCGUGGGUCGUUGACACGCCUCCUGACAGAAGUCCUGAUGGCAGCCUUUCCAAAAUGUCCGCGGCCUUCACAGUGCCACAGGUACAUCCUGGCGGCAAGACCACGCCCUGCUCCACGCCCUGCUUAAGCAGAUGCAGCAGUUACUCCACACUCAGCAGUCCGAUAGUUUACUGUGACAAGGAUCUAAAGGUGGAGAUGACAGAGAAACUAUUUGCCCCUGAAAAUGUGGCAACAAAUCCCACAGACUGCCAGCUGGACUUCAGCGAUCUGGACCUGGAGACUCUUGCUCCCUACAUUCCCAUGGACGGUGAGGACUUCCAGCUGCACCCCAUCUGUCAGGACGAGCCUGUGACUAACACAGGUCCAGGCCCGGGCUCAGCCCUCCAGCACACUUUCAACAACAUAGCUGACCUCUUUCAGCCCUUGGGCCCAUUCCCUUCUGACAACAAGAGCGGUUCUAACACAUGUCCAGACACAGUUCAUGGGCAACCCUAUCAAAAUGGACUCGACGUCCCACUCUCCUCUAAGAAGGGCAGCCAGGUUUUUCGAUGGCCGUCCGACCUGUCCUCACAGUAUGAACAUACAGAGAUUAGACGCAUGGAUGAACAGAACACAGAAGAUCGAAGACAAACGUAUAAUUUCACUGCAGCACUGCCAGAGCAAAGGUACUUUGAGAACUUUGGCCCUGUACAGAAAGACAUGAGCCUGGGGCAGGUCGCUCUCAUCAACAGCUUUAAACGAAAAAGACAGUUCAGUUCCUCGUGCUCCUUCUCUGAUAUACCGAAGGAGAUGGUUCCUUACCAUGAGACUGCAGAUGUUAAGAGAAUGAAGACGUUGACCGUGGACAGCUGUGUUUUCUCUGUCAGGAAGUCUCUCAGCACGAGUGUGCUCACAGAUAAAUCAUGCAUGCAAAGUGGAGUUGAUGGUCCUCUUCCUCUGAGAGACUGCAGAGUGAGGUCAGAAGAUUUUAAACAGCAUCGUACACAGUUGUUCUGCCCUCCAGAUAACAGACAGUACCAUGUGCCGCCUUCACCCAAACACAGGGGAAUGAUAAGUCAGUUACUGGCCCCGUCUUUCGACACACACUGCCUUCCGCAGCUUACGCGGUAUGACUGCGAGGUAAACGUGCCUCUACAGGGAAACCUGCAUCUUUUGCAGGGCUGUGACCUUCUGAGAGCCCUCGACCAGACAACGUAGAUCCUGAGCUUUUGUUCCUUUCAUCUUUGUUCAUAUCCGCUGUUUUCUUCUAUGCCUGUAUUAUCAGCCUUUAUUUAGACUUGUUUGUAUAUUUUCCUGUGAGACGUGUAAUAUUUUAAUAUAUAAUUUUAAAAUCAGAUUGUUACCUGUUGUGUUCGGAAAUUUCAUUUCUGUGCCGUCUCAGACUUUUAAUACCGUCAUGAAUCUUCAAGCUUUUCCUAAUAGUUACAGUCCGAUUUACUGUUGUGCAUUAGACAUAUAUCAAAUAACUACAAUAUAUUACAUUAAUAUAAACAGUACAGUAGUUUAACUUAUUCAUGCAGCUCUGAAUACAUACAGGGAAUACAAAUACCAUGUUUGUAUAAAACAAAGAAAGUGAGUGUUUUGCCAAGACUAUGGCCUUGAACGCCUUGAACUUGUACCAGCAAAAAAACGUUGCAUUGAUCUAUGUAGCUCCAAAACAUGUCUGUUUUACGAUAUAGCACAUUAAUAUUUAACCCACGUUCCUAUAUAAUCUAAACUUUUCUCCACAUUCCCCUAUAACGCAAUCGUUAUGAUAAAGACGCUAUUUUAAAUAUAUAGUUUCUCUGUCAUCUCAAGCACUUUAUUUUAAAAGAUGCAAAAGGAACCUCAAUGUUGUCUGUAGUAGACUAAAAUGUAAAGAAGCAGGUUUAUUCCUGGUAUAGUGGUUUGUCAUAUUUAUCCCACACUAGCCAGUUAACCACUACCUUUAUAACUGUAAUAAAGGUAGUGCUAUAAUAACACUAUAACUGUAAAGGCUUUGUAUAUUUUUCCAUACAAAC
Molecule: messenger RNA, 3636 nt
Organism: Misgurnus anguillicaudatus (oriental weatherfish)
Lineage: Eukaryota; Metazoa; Chordata; Actinopteri; Cypriniformes; Cobitidae
Source: RefSeq, a predicted model, not a curated record